CACCUAACCUUUCAGGAUCCAACGUGGUUUUGCGACAGUGUUUUGAAAUACAUUUUACGGCAGUGUCAUGGCGGCGUUAGGGGGCAGUUUUGAAAGUGUUAAUAUCAUCGAAAAUCGAAGAGAAAACAAACGUAAAGCUAGGGAGGAAGCCAUUCAAAAGGCAAAGCAGCAGUAUGAGAAGGAGGAGAAGAAAAAAGAGCUGAAGAGACAGAAAGGAGAGGACACCUGGAUGCUCCCAGAGGUUGACCUACGACUGCAGCAGCUAGAACAGGAAGGCAAAAGCAAGAAGAAGAAAGAGAAGAAGGCAAAGAAGAGUAAGAAAGAAAAGAAGAAAGGGAAAAAAGAGAAGAAGAGGGCCCAGGGAAGAGAUGGCUCCAGUGACAGCUCAGAGGGGUCAAAUGAUGAGUGGGUGGAGGCCCAGCCCCAGACAGGAGCCUCAGGGAAAGCCUGGAAGAUUCCUGACAAGUCCGAGGUCAAGCCCACAGGCAGCAUUCCUACCCUAGCCGAGAACAACAAGAGAGAUGAGUGGAUGACCUUUGACUUCCUGACAAUGAGAACGACGUCAACAGCAGAGAAGAGGGCUGAGAAAGAAAGGCUAAAAGAGGAGGAGAGUGAGAAGGCCCGGGUCAUUGAGCAGGCUGGUCUACACAAGCUGGAGUUGAACCCUUUCUGGAAGGAUGGGGGUAGUGGCUUGCCCCCAGAGAAGACAGCCACCACUGUUGUUAAAAAAGCUGCCAUAGUAGAUGAUGGUGGACUAGGUUGGCUAAGGAAGUCGUACCAGAGGAUGAAAGAGCAGGCGGAAAGAGAGCAACGCAGUCUGGAAACCAUAGUGGCAGAGAGAUACGGGUCCAUGGAGAUGUUCCAGAGGAGGAUGGAGGAGGCUGAGAUGGCUGUCUACGGCUACAAAAGAGGAGCAGCAGAGGGGAUGGGCAGAGGGAGAGGAGACGAAGAGAGGAGAAACAGGUGGAGAGGAGAAAGGGAGGACCUAGGGAGAGGAGACGAAGAGAGGAGAAACAGGUGGAGAGGAGAAAGAGAUGGAAUGGACAGGGAGGACCUGGGGAGAGGAGACGAAGAGAGGAGAAACAGGUGGAGAGGAGAAAGAGAGGGAAUGGACAGGGAGGACCGAGGGAGAGUGGACGAAGAGGGGCGGGAGAGGUGGAGGAGAGGAGACGAGCGGGGAGAGGGGGGGAGACCAGACAAGGGUAGAAUCCCGCUCCUGGGUGGAGAAAUGGACAGUGAGAAAGUAAGAGGUAGAGACAGACAGCUUGAUGGCGGUAGAGACCGAGAGACACUGAGGGAUGGAAGAAGAGUGAGAGAAAGAGAGAGGGAUGGGGGAAGACAGGGUGAAGGAGAUGGGAACCGAAGAGAGAGAGAUGGAGGUAGACCUACUGACAGGGACAAAGAGAGGGAUGGGGGAAGACAGGGUGAUGGAGAUGGGAACCGAAGAAGAGAGAGGGAUGAAGGUAGGGACCGAGAAAGACCCAGAGAAAGAGACAGGGAUGAUAGUCAUGGUUCUACAUUAAGCCGAAGCCAGCCUCCCGUUUCUCUUGGAUCUCUGAAAAGUCGCUUUCUUAAGCCUGCAGAUGAUGAUGAUUAUGCCGCUGCUCCAUCCAAAGCUGCUGUGGGUUUCCUUAAACCUGAGUCAGACGAAGAGUCAGACUGCAAGAGCAGUGGCCAUCCCAGGGGGAAGAGCGGCUCAAGACCGGAAACUGCUCCUGGAAAACCAAAUCGGGAAAAUGCAAAAGACUAUAGAUCUGAGAGCAGCUGUGACAGUUCGAGUGAGGAGGACGAGGAGGAAGAGGUGCCGAUCCUCACAGAUGAGGAGAUGAAUAAACUGGGGGCCAGGCUGGUGAAGGCCGAGAUUAUGGGCAACACUGCCCUGAUGGAAAAACUAAAGGGCCAGCUGGAAUCGGCCCGUAAAGCCAAAGAGAACCGUGCCACAAAGCAACCUGGGAAAUCAGACAAGCCUCCAGGUCAAACGGAGGAGGACCAGGAAGUACUUCUGUUCAGAACAGACCAAUCGGGUCACGCCUGGCCAGUCAGCGCAUCUUCAGAACCCCAGGAGCCCAGAGGAGGGCGGAGGAAAAAGAAGGCGAUUGAGACCCACAGGGAUGGGGAGCGUGUGAGGUACUUCCAGGAUGAUGAUGGUGUGGAUCUAAAAGAGAUGGUCCGUAGGGAGAAGAUGAGCACUGCAGAGGACCAGAACUCCCUUUAUGCACGCAUGGCUGGAAAGAUGAUGGGAAAGGCAGACGGCGACAACUACACUCUUGAUGACAUGUUUGUGUCGAGCGUGGCCCAGAGAGAGGGGGAGGGGCAGGACGAGGAGAGGAUGAGAAGCAGAGCCAUAGCAGAACACAGGCGGUUGGCCGUUACCAUGGAGAAAUGCCAUCACUGCUUUAGCAAUCCGGAGCUACAGAAACACCUCCUCAUCGCAAUAGGAACCAAGGUGUAUCUGAGCCUACCUGCAGGUGUCUCUCUGACCGAAGGUCACUGUCUGAUUGCACCGCUCCAACACCACUGCUCUGCCACUGGAUUGGAUGAGGAUGUGUGGACUGAGAUCCAGGCGUUCCGCAAGGCGCUGGUGCAGAUGUUUGAAAACCAGGAUCAGGAUUGUGUGUUCAUGGAGACGCACAUGAACGUAAAGAGACGCCAGCACAUGGUCCUGGAGUGUAUCCCUCUACCCAGAGAACUGGGAGACAUGGCUCCCAUUUACUUCAAGAAAGCACUCAUGGAGUGUGAUGAGGAGUGGGCGAUGAAUAAGAAGGUCGUGGAUCUCUCCUCCAAAGACAUCCGCCAUGCUGUGCCACGUGGUCUUCCAUACUUCUCAGUAGACUUUGGUCUGCAGGGGGGCUUUGCUCACGUUAUAGAGAACGAACACAAGUUCCCCCACUACUUUGGCAAGGAAAUAGUUGGGGGGAUGUUGGACGUGGAGCCCAGGAUAUGGCGGAAAUCUAUCAGAGAGAACUUUGAUGAUCAGAGGAAGAAAGUCCUCGAGUUCUCCCAGUGGUGGAAACCCUUUGACUGCACAAAGACAGGCAGCUGAGUGAACCUGUUUAAGAGCCCACAAGUCUACGAGUUUUAAAAAAGCCCUUUGUAUAUCUGAAAAUAUUCAGUAUACUGCUUGCAAGCAAUAUGGUGUUGGCUGUCUUUGUAGGCUAUGAAUGAAAGAACCUUUGCGUCAUAAUCCCCUCUGAUCAUUUCACUUGUUUUACGCAGAUUAGUCUGAUGUACAGAAAAACCAACUGUAUCUUAAACGCUUAUGUAUAAUUGUUGUGUGGAUAAAAUACGUUCUUUUGACUGGUCUAAAAAUAAAUUUGACUUUUUCUUUAA
Messenger RNA from Esox lucius (northern pike), 3330 nucleotides. It is a transcript of the gene cwf19l2, whose product is annotated as CWF19 like cell cycle control factor 2. Bases 68 to 3043 code for a protein of 991 amino acids. Gene Ontology annotation, cellular component: post-mRNA release spliceosomal complex. Lineage: Eukaryota; Metazoa; Chordata; Actinopteri; Esociformes; Esocidae. The transcript is spliced from 19 exons. The record is from RefSeq and is a predicted model, not a curated record. Gene Ontology annotation, biological process: mRNA splicing, via spliceosome.